This is a messenger RNA of Arabidopsis arenosa, 2061 nucleotides long. The record is from the annotation of a GenBank genome assembly. NCBI's taxonomy places the organism in Eukaryota, Viridiplantae, Streptophyta, Magnoliopsida, Brassicales, Brassicaceae.
CUCUUCUUCCUUUAAUUCGAAAAAACCCUAAUUCUCUCUCCGUACCGUUCGUCUCCCCCAAACAAUUGCGAUGGACGAUGCUGAUCUCGCCUCCGGCUCCAGCUCAGAUAUGAAGAAGAAACAAAAGCUGGAUGAUUCUGUCGAUGAUGGGGCUCUGGAGGACGAGAAACGUCGCUAUAGAUCUAUGGCCAAGGUUGCUAUUGGUUAUGGGAUUAAUCCUUCUGUCGAGAACUCGGUCAUUACUGACAUGGUGCACACCGUGUGCCCGGAUUUUUCUCUCGAUACUUCUAAACUCAAGACCGCAGUUCUGGAGAUGCACGAAGAAGGUAAAGACAAGGUCAAGAAAAUGCUCAAGGAUGGACAAGGGAAAUUAACACUCUGUUAUGAAUGGUUUUGGACAAGUGAUGACAUUGAUGGACCUAUUUUGAACGAGGAUUUCAUCGGUAUUAGCGCCUAUUUUGCUGAUGAAAACUGGAAGAUGAAGAAAUGGAUCUUGGGGUAUCAUCCUCGUGAGUUUUUGCGUGUGAAAGACAUUUAUGUUGAUUCUAUUAAGAAUGUUAUUCUGGAUUAUGAGAUUGAGAGCAAGGUCUCGACUCUUCUAAUGCCUAACUAUGGUGAUCUUGGUGUUGAAGCGUUUGAUGCUUUUAGAAAAUGGAUAGAAGAGAAAGGGGAAAAUCAGAUCGACUCUCGUGUGUUCCUCAUCUAUUGCUGCUCUGACAUUUUCCGGUUAAUGGUUGAUGAUAUGUUUAAGGACAUAAACAUAUGGCUGAUGGAACGUGUUCGGAUGUUGGUUGGUUGGGGAAGAAUGGUACCGACCAAUUGGGAUGUCACGUUGUAUAAUCUGCAAAAAGCUGUAGAUAUGGAAGCCAAGAAUGUAUUUGAAGAGGAAGAAGAUUACCAGGAUUAUGAACAACCAUCUGAUGAAGAAUGGAUCAAGAUUAAAACUUUUUGCAAACUUGCUGGUUGCAUUUAUAAAGUUGCAAAGGAACUUUUUGACGGAGAGUAUCCAACAUCUAAUGUCUACUUCCACCUUCUUGCAGAGCUAAAAGUCAUGCUAAACAAAGAGCUCAAGAACGGUGAUAAUGAUUACUUCCUCUGCAAAGCCAAGGAGAUAUUGGAGAGGUUUGAUAAGUACUGGAAUGAUAUGUUCCUGGUUUUGGCAACUGCUUCUGUUUUAGACCCUCGGUUCAAGAUGAAGUAUCUUGAGUUUUACUGCUCAAAGAAUGAAGUUAGCGAUGAAGGUUCAAAAGCUGAAACUGUUGUGGACUAUUUACGCGGUCUAUAUGCUCGCUAUGCAGCUAGUGAUAUCAGUCCACUACCAAAAUGUCCCGAUGCUUCGAUGAACCCAAAUCCCAGUGGUUUGUUUAAGUAUUUGUUCGACGAAGAAGAUGAAGAAGAAAAGGAGGAGAAGAAACCUGAUGGAUACAAGGAUUUUGUUUUGUUUCAAGAAUUUCUCAUGUUUGAAGGAUCUUCAAGGGAGUUUCAAGAAUCAGAACUUGAUUCAUAUCUCAAGGAACCUGUUAUGGAGUGGAAAAAGGACUUCAAUGCAUUGGAAUGGUGGAGAGAAGAGAACUCAAAGUACCCGAUCCUCUCCAGAGUAGCUCGUGACAUUCUCUCCAUUCCAAUCUCUCGUGGAACAUCGCACCGUGCUUAUGUUGCUGACAAGAGAGAGUGUCCUGAUUUUAUCGUCUCCAUGGAGGCCAAACUUGUGAACGCCAUGAUGUGCAGCGAGAGCUGGCCACGACUUUGAAAUGAGCUAAUUUGGUAAGAAGAAUAAAUUCUAUGGCUUUUAUGAAAACUUAGUAACUCAAAUGUUCUCAGUUCCUUCCAAACUAUGUUUCUGGUCACCAAUGUAAUGGUUCGAACCUACGUUUCUUGUUGUGUUUCCUUGAUCUUUUAUUGAGAACUACGUUUUAUUCCUCGCCAUGUGACUUCUCUAUGCUUUGUUUCGGAGACUAUUUUGAUAGAUUGAUCAGAACUGAACUUGAUAUUGUUAGUUUUGGUAUUUUUGUCUUACUGGAUUGAUGAUGAUGACCUCUAAAAUCAAAAUCACCUGUUAGU